This is a messenger RNA of Cydia strobilella, 3142 nucleotides long. RefSeq names its product CKLF-like MARVEL transmembrane domain-containing protein 4. NCBI's taxonomy places the organism in Eukaryota, Metazoa, Arthropoda, Insecta, Lepidoptera, Tortricidae. The transcript is spliced from 4 exons. Bases 135 to 605 code for a protein of 156 amino acids. The record is from RefSeq and is a predicted model, not a curated record. Gene Ontology annotation, cellular component: membrane.
GUCUGAAUCUAAUCUCGGAAUAAACGUUUAAAUAGGGGAUUAUUUUCUUAUUGAAUUAUUUUGUUUAUCCACCAGAAAAUCCAAGUCACAGAUUUGUUCACCUAUUAAUUAAUUGGUAUAUAACUCGUGACAAGAUGUACGAUGUGUACGCAAACAACCCACAGAGCCAGCCAACCACCCCACCGGCCCCGGAGAAGGUGCUGCGCUUUGACCGCGGGUACAUCUCCUCCCUGCCUGGCAUUCUCAAAGGAGUCCAGUUGUUAUGUAACCUGAUCGGUUUCAUCUGCAUCAAAGUGUCAAAUAUCUGGAUCUCAUCGAUCCCCUACAACCUGCUGUACUGGAUCUGCAUGGUUAUCACCACGUUCCUGCUGCUGUCAUACUCAUUCCACAUGGUAGAGAAGUACGACCGCUGGCCGUGGCUCAAGCUGGAGUUCUUCUACUGUUGUGUGGUGGUGAUGAUUUACAUCAUCCUGGCGAUUAUUGCCACAGUGAUCGGCGAGGGCGGGUAUGCCGUAGGGUUCUUCGGGUUCUGCGCGAUCAUCGCGUACGGCUUCGACGGCUUCCUCAAGUACAAGGCGUGGAAGCGCGGUCUCCCGCCGCAGUAGGCCCUCACAACAUCACACACACACACACACACACACACACACACACACACAACUAUCUAGGAUAAGCUUAGCACUUUAUUUUGGAACUUAUUUAAUUUCUAUGUACUUAUUUUUUCUACUUAUGUAUAUCGUCACCAAUCCCCACCGCCCUAAGGCUUGAGAUAUCGAACCUAUUGACCGCCAACGACUGCUAUAGAGGACAACGCGUAAUGUUUAAACAUUUCCUGCGUUUUUAUUGAGUUUUGUAUAAAUAGUUGGCGGUUAAGAGCCAUGGAACCAUUUCGGUGAGCAUUUAAGAGGAAAGGGGACGGCCGCUUCUUCAUACAAACAUAGUACCCAUUUUCCUUUCUAGACAGAUAUCACAUUUGUCAGAUAUCAGAUCAGAUACAUAUUGACAUUAAUGGAAAAUAUUUUUAGGUAGGUAUAUUAACCAUAGCUAUGUCCUUUGUUUUUUUAGGUUUUUGGAUUGUUGUAAAAAUCGGGAGCGAAAAAUAGAUUUCGUAAAAAAAAAUUUUUACAUAAAAAUGAAUCAUUGCUAUGGUUUAUAUAAUGAUAUACAACAAAUUGUGUCAAAAUAUUUUCAAUGGUGUUAAUAUCCAGAGAGGCAAGUGAGUAUUACGUUUGUUUGAAAAGGCGUUCUCGCGCGAUACCCCACUUGCGUCUCUUAAAUACGCGUGUAUUUGAAGUCCACUCGUCACCGUCAGUCAGUGGACAUGAGAAUGAGACGUUACGUCUUUCACGAGAAGCACUUGGUAUUAUUAUAUUAUCUGCUAUACAGAAAGACGUUUCAAACGUUUGUAUUUUUUAAUAACGUCAACUAAAUCACUUCGUAACUUGAGGUAUUUGUUAUAUUUACGAAAAACCAUUUUAUUUUCUUACAGCGUUACAGCCAUACUUUAAAAUAUAAGUUAUAACUUUAGUAGGAUGAAUUUGAACAUUUAAUGUAAGUUUUAAAUUAAUUAUAUAAGUAUUCUAUGAAUUAUCAAUUGAUCAAUACAAAUAAUGUCCAACUGUUGGGACUAAGUAUGUUUGAGAAAACUCAUAUUUACAGUGAUCGAAAAGAAAGAUGGAUCAUUUAACGUAUAGUUAAUAACAAACUUUACAAAGACCUUUUACUAUCUACAAGUUAAAUGAAGAAAUUAUUUCUAAUAACUGUUUGGCAUUUAUUGUAAUGAUUGUGUUAGUUUAAGGCGCUGUCACAUAUAUGUGACUAAUAUGGCGACUCAAGGGUUUAAAAGUGUGUUUGGUAAAUAUGUUUUAUAAAUUUAUAUUAUAUUCAAUACAUUAUUUAUAAUAUCUAAAAUCAAAGCACACAAAAUUUUAAAAAAUCUCUUAUGUGUUGUCGUGUUUAAAUUAAGCAGUUGCCAGUUGUAUAUUUCGCAUAAUUCACUUUUCCACCGCCAUGAUCUGACAUCACGCUAAAAUAUACGCAAACACAAACACAACGUAAACAACCAACCAAUGAACCAACACUAAAUAUAUAUUUUUAUAAACUGUUUCGAGCAAUGUAUAAUUGUGAUUUAGGAAUAUAUCUUGUAUUCAUGUACUGUAGUUUUAUAUACACUUUUGUAAAUGACGUUGUCGCUUCGAGAAAAUGUGCCUUUGAUGUUAUUGUUACAUUUAAAAUUGUGCUUUAUAGAAGCUCAUGUUUCUUGGACACUUCAUGGGCAUUUACAUACUUUAUCAGUUGGAAUGUUAUGAAAGAUAGUUAAUUUAAGCAUUUUUCAUGUUGUUAGAUGGCCACAAUGGCAAAUGGAGUCAAAUCCAAGUGAGAAGGACUCGUUAAUGACUGAGAACGCAUCCGCAAUCAGUGCUGGAACACUCGGAUAUUUUAGCAAAGACUGUUUAUUUAGACACAGCCCAUCCAUAUUGUAGCCAUUUGAAGGCUAACUUACCUUCAAAACCUUGCAAUUAUUCUUUCAUCUAUUUUCUUACUUCUCAUUAAUAUUUGACCUAAUUUGUGUACCAAAGUAUUAAAAGGCCCGCCUUAUUCUAGUUGGCAUCAGAAAUAUAAUUUUAAGACUUAUAUUUUUUAAAUCUUGUUUUUUAUUAUUAUGUAAGUAAACAUUUUUCAGAUCUAAUCAAACCUAAUUUAUCAAAAGUCAUUUGUUUUUGUGUCUGUAUUCCGAUAUAAAACAGUAAACUUAGAGGGGAUGUAGUGUAGGUACUGUACUGGUACUGGUAAGUGGUAUUACACCUGCCUAAACAUAAUGGAUAUAAUUGAUCAUGUAACGUUUACCUAUUUUAUGUAGGGUUUGUUACAAACUCAGUACCGGGAGCAAACCCUAAUUUUAUGCGUCAAUAAUAUAUAAUCUUGUGUCACGGGGACUUUACAUCAGGUUGUAUUGUAAUUUGUAAUAUUUGUAAGUUGUCGGGUUGUAGCUAGCACUAGCACUAGACUGGCUGGUCACCAUAUCGUGACAUCAGUGGAGAAAGGGUAAAGACAUAUUUUCUAUAGUAUUUUGUGUAAGCUUUAAACGUUUACUUUACUGUAUGUAAUGAGUAUUUGUAUUUAAAUAAUUAUCAGCGGGACCUCA